AAGGGCCCCAUCUUUACGUCCUGUCACCCCAAUAGUGUAGGAUAAUCCCCCCACCUUGAACUCGUCAGAUUAACCAACUCAAGUCCUCCUUAGCAGGUAACACACGCGCUCCAGGGGUUAGGACAAGGACAGUACCUACCCAACAGCCCAGGGGCCCACAGCCCAGCAGUGGUGGCCCCAAGGCCCAGGCGCCUCCUCAGUCCCUGCAGGGUGGGGCAGAGUCUGCUGCUCUGGGCUGAGCCCUGGUUGCUGGGGCCCUGGGGUGCUGGGGCCUCUGGGUUAUCUCCUUGCUGCAGGUACCUCCCAGGGAGCAUCCUGGGAGACCCAGAGUAGAGGCCCCGGACCAAGGGAGCUUUUUGGAGCCUGGGCAGAGGGCCCGGCACAUACAGAGGCAUGAGGCUGCUGCUGCUGUGCUGCUUGGCUGUACUGGCCACCAGCAGCUUCUCCAUGGAGCAGGAGAGAGAACUCACCCCUGAGAUCUUCAUCGCCUACCAGGUCCUGGAGGUCUUCCCCCGGGGCCGCCAAGUUGCCAUAACCUGCCACUCACCCCAGGUGCCCCCGCCUGUCACCUACUCCCUCUGGGGGAGCCAGAACAUUGAAGUGGCCAAGAAGGUGAUGAGGACCCAAGACCCGGCCUCUUUCAGCAUCAAUGUCACACUCAAGUCCCGGCCAGACCUGCUCACCUACACCUGCCAGGCGGUCACCACCUCGGGUCUGCGAUUAACCAGCGCCGUGCUGCAGAUGUACUGGGAGCUGUGGACCAAGCCCGUGUCCCAGCUGCAAGCUAACUUCACCCUGCUGGACAGGUCGUCAGGCCCGAGGGUAGAGAUAUCCUGCCAGGCAUCCUCGGGCAGCCCACCCAUCACCUACACACUGGUCGGAAAGGACGGGCGUAUCUACAUGCAGCAGACACCACACCAUGGGCAGCCCGCCAACUUUUCCUUCCCACUGACCCAGACGUUAGACUGGUUCCAGUGCAAGGCGGAGAAUGCCAUCAGCGCCCAGAGCAGCCCCCUUACACUGGUGCCCCCAGGACAGCUGCCCAAGGAAGCCACCAUCGUGCUGGCUGCCAGCCUCACCUCCAUCGCGGCCAUCACCUCCGGGAUGCUGAGCUGGACCGCAUGGAGGAGGUAG
Miniopterus natalensis is the source of this 1134-nucleotide messenger RNA. RefSeq names its product interleukin 40 (gene IL40). Lineage: Eukaryota; Metazoa; Chordata; Mammalia; Chiroptera; Miniopteridae. The record is from RefSeq and is a predicted model, not a curated record.